Aphanomyces invadans is the source of this 3630-nucleotide messenger RNA. RefSeq lists its product as hypothetical. Gene Ontology annotation, cellular component: DSIF complex. Gene Ontology annotation, biological process: regulation of transcription by RNA polymerase II; regulation of DNA-templated transcription elongation; transcription elongation by RNA polymerase II. Bases 60 to 3362 code for a protein of 1100 amino acids. Gene Ontology annotation, molecular function: mRNA binding. NCBI's taxonomy places the organism in Eukaryota, Oomycota, Saprolegniomycetes, Saprolegniales, Verrucalvaceae. The record is from RefSeq and is a predicted model, not a curated record. The transcript has 8 exons.
AGAAGGAAUUGUAUUGCCAGCGGGCCGUCCACACAUCCCACCCGCCCUCCGUGCCCACCAUGUCCUCUGAAGAAGACCUGCGCUCCGACGACGACGACGAACAAGAAGAAGACGACUUCUCGGAGGAAGAAGAGGAGGAAGUGACUCCGAAAAAGCGCAAAGGUAGCGCCGCCACCAAGCCCAAGAAGAAGAAGAAGCCCAAAGUCAUGAGCUUCAUCGAUGACAUGGCAGACGAAGCGUCCGAUGAUGAGAGCGAAGACGACUACGACCGGGGAGAUUUCCUCCCAGAUGAACGUCAUCUUGCUGAAGAAGAGAAGGAAGAACUUGACCACCAAAGCCACCACCAAUACAAUCAGCACCGCAAUUCCGCUGCGCACAACGAAGACGACACGGAAGAGAUCAUUCGUGAACUCAAGAAGCGUUCCAAGCAGCAGAGUCGUCGAGGAAACGAAGAUGACGAAGAAGAUACUGUCGAGUCCAUGCAAUCGGCAGUCGCCCAACAGGCUUUGUUGCCUUCUAUCCAAGACCCGCGCAUGUGGGUGUUUAAGUGCAAGCCGGGACGCGAACAAUAUUUGGUCAUGGCCCUCAUGAACAAGUUUCUGGAGUUUGCAAAGCGGGGGACACCUUUGCCCAUCAAGUCGGUGAUUGCUUCCAGCUCCAAAGGCUUCAUAUACGUCGAAUCGGAGCGCGAACCGUACGCGAAAGACGCUGUUAACGGCAUCCGCGAUAUCUUUCCGUGGUCGAUGAAAUUGGUCCCGAUUCACGAAAUGACGGCGGUACUGACCAUCCAGAACAAGAAGACUCCCGUCACAGCCGGCUGCUGGGCUCGCUUCAAGCGCGCGGGGUUAUACAAAGGCGACUUGUGCAAAGUGAUCGAAAUCAUCGACAACGGCUUGCGGGCGAUCGUCAAACACAUUCCCCGUCUCGACCAAAUCGUUCUCCAAGGAGGUGAACAGCCCAAGUACAAGAAAGGUCAACGACCGCCACUCAAGCUGUUCAACGUGGCAUCGCUACAGGGCACGUCCGCGGAAGUGAGUCGCAAACGGCAUCCAUUGCUAGACGUCAUGAUGGACUUUUUCGACAACGAAUGGUUCAAAGAUGGGUUCCAGUACAAGGAGCUCAACAUUGCCACGAUGUUGCAACUGGACGAAGUGAACCCGACGCUGGACGAAAUCAACAAGUUUUCCCACACGACGACGGACGGUGACUCGGACAACGACCAGCCGUCGUCGUCUGUCGCCAAGCUCGACCUCGGCGAUGCCGACGCGUGGAAAAACAAGGUCGACUUGACCAAGGGCGACACGGUCAAAGUGAUUGAAGGCGACUUGAUCAACCUGUUGGGGGUCGUCGUCGGCACCAACUCGAACAACGACACUGUGCGCGUCAUGCCACUCCACGACGAGAUCAAAGAUACGAUCUUGGACUUUCAGCUCAAGCAACUGAUGAAAAUCGUCAAGGUGGGCGCGCACAUUAAAGUGGUGUCUGGACGGUAUUCAGGGGAAACCGGCACGGUCGUGAGCUUGGACGAGUCGCUUGGGGCGCCAGUCGCGAUUGUGCUCGUGGAUACCCAAGCCAAGGAAAUCCAAGUGCGCGUCCGCGACAUUCAAGAGUCGGCUGAAGUAUCGCAAGGGCUCGACUCGCUCAAAGGCAAGGAGCUAUACGAUUUGGUCGCGCUCCCCCACGGCGAAGUCGGCGUCAUCACGCACGUCGGGCGCGACAGUUUUACCGUGCUCGCUCAAAACGGCCAGACGAAGAACAUUGCGGACCAGGAAAUCCAACGCAAAAUCUACUCAAAUCGCGCGUCGGCGCUGGACAAGAAGGGUAACCCGAUCACUGUCGGCGAAAUGGUGCAAGUCGUGGAAGGUUCAUUUGCGGGCCAAACUGGCACGAUCAAGCACAUUUACCGCAGCUUUAUCUUUCUGCACAACAACCGUGUGACGAUGAACGCGGGCAUCUUUAUGGUGCGCAACAGGCAGCUCGUGCUUUCAGGCGACAAAGUCAAGUCCAACUCGAGCACGCCUGGAAUCGGUGGCGCAGGAGGUCCAGGCGGAGACCGCAACGGCGGCCGCGAUCGGCAACAACAGCAACGAGGCGGGCCUCGAGGCGGGUUCCAGUCCGACUUGGUCGGGAAAACCGUCAAGAUCAAGCGCGGUCAGUGGAAGGGGUAUAUUGGGAUGGUCGUCGACGAAGGCGAUACUACGGUCAAGGUCGAAAUCCAUUGCAAGUCCAAGUGUGUCGAAGUCGAAAAGAAGAUUGUGAAUGUGGCAGGAGAUCGACAAGGUGUCCAUGUGGACCGUACCCAUGGAGGCACGACGAUGUCGUCGCAGACCCCCAUGGUGAGCCAAACGCCGCUGUAUCACAGCAUGACUCCGAUGGCGACCCCGCUGCAUGCGCCGCGGACGCCCUCGUCGCGACCGGCCUAUACGUCAGGUUCGAGGACGCCACAGCAAGAUGCAUGGUCGUCGCACAACGACGAUGCGUUGCUCGAAGCAAACGUGCCACACGAGCGGGAGAUAUCCCACGCGCAAAGCUUUGGCACUCCACUGGAACCUGUUGUCCCGUCUGAGUUUGGCGUUGCCAGCACGUAUAAGCAAUCGAGCUACAACGACAUGAACACGAUGCUGAACCACCCGACGACACCUGGGCUCCUCAAUCCGACCACACCAGGAUUCCAAGGCCCAUACAGCACACCGGGCGGCCUCCAACCGACGACGCCGUUUGUGUCAACUCCUGGAAUGCCACCUGCACAAACGCCACUGCAGACGCCGUUCCAGAGCCACCAUUCGUUUGGUCCAACUACGCCAGGCAUCAACAUGAUGCACCACCACCACCCGACCACGCCCGGUGUGAUGAACCCGACGACGCCCGGUUUUUCGGCAUAUACCCCAAUGAACCCCACAACCCCCGGUCUGUUUGCAAAGGGGACGCCCGCGGCUGCGACACCGCAUGGCGUUGGCAUUGGUGCUACGCCCGCCCCCAUGACACCUGCCAGUGGUCUGUACUACGACAGCGGCAUGGGCGGGUCUAGUGGCGGCGGCGAAGCGUCGUGGAUGAGCAAAGGCGUUGUCGUCGAAUCGACGAGUCCUGGCGAGCACUACAAGGCCAAGGGCGUGAUUGUGUCGGUGGGCCAUGACACGUGCCUGCUCGAUAUCCGAGGGCAGACCGUGAGCAUCCACGUGGAUUACCUCAACCACGUGACCCCCGAAAAGGGCGACAACGUCAAGAUCUUGGUUGGGGACGAAGCCGGGAUGACGGGUGGCCUCAUCGGGACGGACGCCCACGACGGAAUUGUCAAGAUGGACGGCACGGCCGAAAUCAAGUGCUAUCCUUUGAGUCAAUUGGCCAAAGUGGUCACCAACUAGUCGGAUAUCCCAAGCAUCGUAAAUGUAUUUUGAAAGAAAAUUCAAACUUCUUGGCUUCUUGGGCUGUACGAACCAACGGUUGGUGGUCGUGGCUGAGUGUGCACUGGAGGUGCUGCACUGGGUGGCUGGGCCCAGUGCCCCUUCCAGUCAGAACACCCGGCCUGCCCCUCCAACUCUUCCGACCUCUCCCGGAACACCCAUGAGUGCCCAUGGAUCACUUGCCCAAGCCAGGGCUGGCCUCGCAGGCCAGCCUUUGAGUGGCCGGUUG